AUGUCGUACAACAACGUCGGUCUCUCGACCGCCCGUGGAUCCGGCACCAAUGGUUACAUUGUCAAGAACACGUCCCAGCUCCAGAUCCGCCAGGGUCCCCCCGGCUUCUCGGGUCAGCAGCGGUACGAAGACUACUUGAACGAGAUUGCCAAGCCGCCCGUCCACCGUGCGCCUGACGCGGGCAUCCUCGAGCACGAGAGGAAGCGCCAGGUCGAGAUUAAGUGUAUGGAGCUGAGGGACAAGCUCGAGGAUGAUGGUCUUGAGGAUGACGAGAUUGACGAGAUGGUCGACGCUCUCCGCAAGAAGCUCUCGGCAUCCAACAUGGCCAUCCCCGGCCGUCGCGCCACCGACUCGCACUCGGUCGCGGCCGCCAAGGAGGUCGAGAUGAACCGUCUCAAGAACGCCCUCGACAUCCGCUCCGACCACGUCGAGGGCCGUGCCUUCCACCGCGAGACGGACGAGGAGCGCGCCGUCCGCAUGGCUGAGAAGGAGGAGCGCGAAAAGGCCCGUAUUGAGGCGGCGCUCAAGCGCGAGGAGGAGGAGGCGCGCCGCGUCAAGGACCGCGAGGAGCGCGAAAAGCUCAGGCGUAGGGAGGAGUACCGUCGCAGGCAGGAGGCCGAGCGCCGUGGCCGCAGGGACGACUCGCGCUCGCGCUCCCCGUCGCCCGACCGCCGCCGCCGUGCUCGCGACGACGACUCGCGUUCCCCGGCUCCCCGCCGUCGUGACGACUCGCGCUCGCCCGCUCCCCGCCGCCGUAGGCCCGACACGCCCACCCCGCCACCCCGUGGUCGUUCCGAGUCGCGCUCGCCGCCUCCCGCUGCUCGUCGCCGUGCCGACUCGGACUCGCGUAGUCCUCCCCCGCGCCGUCGUCGUUCCCCCUCGGACUCGCGCAGCCCGCCCCCGCGUCGCCGUUCGCCUCCCGACUCGCGCUCGCCGCCCCGCAGGAGGCGGGACUCGGACGACGAGUCGGACUAG
This is a messenger RNA of Apiotrichum porosum, 975 nucleotides long. It is a transcript of the gene CWC21, whose product is annotated as RNA-splicing factor. The record is from RefSeq and is a predicted model, not a curated record. Lineage: Eukaryota; Fungi; Basidiomycota; Tremellomycetes; Trichosporonales; Trichosporonaceae. The coding region runs from base 1 to 975 and encodes 324 amino acids. The transcript is spliced from 3 exons.